AUGGCAGGGUGGAAUAACACACAUUUCCAGGAAUUCAUUCUCCUUGGACUUACUGAUAACCCAAAGCUCCAGAUCAUUCUCUUUGUUCUCUUCUUUCUCUUUUACAUUGUCACCCUUUUAGGUAACAUUGGCAUCAUUGUGGCUGUUAGAUUAGACUCACGCCUCCACAAACCUAUGUAUUUUUUUCUCAACAAUUUGUCCUUCUUAGAUCUUUGUUUCUCAACCACCAUAACUCCUAAAACCUUGGUUACCUUUCUGUCAGAAACAAAGACCAUAAGUUACUAUGAGUGUGCUCUGCAAAUGUAUUUCUUUGCUGCCUCAGCAACAAUUGAGUGUUUCCUACUGGGAGUAAUGGCCUAUGAUCGCUAUGUUGCUAUUUGCAAGCCAUUGCUGUACUCGGUUAUUAUGAGUAAGCGGCUCUGUGUACAACUGGUCUUAGCAUCUUAUAUUCUGGGUUACCUCAAUGCAACACUUCAUACAAUUUGUACUUUUCGACUGCCGUUUUGUAAGACCAACAAGAUAGAUCAUUUUUAUUGUGAUGUCCCACCACUCCUCAAGCUUUCAUGUACUAAAACCACAAUGAAUGAAAUACUAAUGUUUAUAUUUGGUGGAUUUGCUGAAACUAGUUCACUCACUACCAUCAUGGUUUCCUACAGUUACAUCAUAUCCACUAUACUGAGGAUUCGCUCUUCAGAUGGAAGAAAGAAAGCUUUCUCUACAUGUGCAUCUCACCUAGUGGCAGUCACAAUAUUCUAUAGCACUGUCCUCUUUAUGUACUUGCGCCCUGCCUCUGCUUAUACUAUGAGCCAGGACAGAAUUGCUUCUGUGUUCUACAGUGUUCUUAUCCCAAUGCUCAACCCUCUCAUCUAUAGCUUGAGGAAUAAUGAAGUGCACAUCUCCUUAUAA
Messenger RNA from Xenopus tropicalis (tropical clawed frog), 906 nucleotides. RefSeq names its product olfactory receptor family 5 subfamily F member 1 like 2 gene 1 (gene or5f1l2). The record is from RefSeq and is a predicted model, not a curated record. The coding region runs from base 1 to 906 and encodes 301 amino acids. Gene Ontology annotation, cellular component: plasma membrane; membrane. Gene Ontology annotation, molecular function: G protein-coupled receptor activity; olfactory receptor activity. Gene Ontology annotation, biological process: signal transduction; G protein-coupled receptor signaling pathway; detection of chemical stimulus involved in sensory perception of smell. The transcript has 2 exons. NCBI's taxonomy places the organism in Eukaryota, Metazoa, Chordata, Amphibia, Anura, Pipidae.